UGUACACGCGGCGGUUGGUCGUACGUUUAUGUAUUGAGCCUGUAUUUUUAUCCCGUCAUCAGUUUACUCCGGGUAUUAUAUGACCUCUUGUAUAUUCAGUCAUAUAUACAAUAUCUAUGUAUUUCGCUCUGGUCACCCAUAACGCAAUCUGCACCAUUUUCCCUAUCCCCACCAAAAGUUGGCCAGCAUCCCGGUGUAUAGAAUUCCCAACUCUACAUAAAUGCGUAAUUGCCGCACAAAGUAUGUUGGUUCAAUAAAGAGCCAUUUUGUGUCUCCAUCUUGAGUAAAUUUCUCUCCAUUGCAUGUCAACCACUUGAAAAUUGUGCGAAUGCUGCACUGCUGCCGCUUUCAGCUGGCUGUGGAGAAAAAACCCACCACUGCCACUCGGACCAUGUGCGCUGCCUGUUACUUACCGAGCUUUGUUGGAUUAAAUUAAAAAGUCAACCCACAAUAAGCAGAUAUACAUAGGAAAAGACCGCGCCCGAAUGUCUGCAUGGGAUUGUAUAGUGGAGUGUGCAUUUGUGUUUGGUGGGCAUGUCGUUAACCUGUUAUUUCGCGGCGAUGUUCCUCCUGGGUGGCCGGCUAAUCCCUUCUGGGCCCUUGUCGUCCGCCUGAACACUUGGUCAUAUAUCGGUCCGAAUUGUAUUCUCCGGCAUCCGUUUAUAACGUUGACGAUUUGACGAUAUGUAUUAUUAAAUUUAUCCGGGAGGACCUUUUUCCCUCUUCGCGUCACUUUCGAUUUACAUGAUUCUCCAAACUACGUGUGCGGCGAAAUAUAUUUCCACUGGAUUUACACUUCGUGACACGGCAUAUAUAUGUAUGCGGUGUCGUUUCAGUGGUCACACAUCCAAUCCGAUCCGGCAAUGUUGCUCGCGCAUGUGUCAUUAGGGUGGUGGUUUUUUUCUACGCGGGAAUAAUCGCUGUCGAUUAAUCCGCUUAUUCUGAAUCCCGCGUUUUCCGUAUAGAGAGAGCGGUUGCCUUUCAUGACAAAGCUGUGAUAAAGCGUACUGUGUGUGUGCGGGGAGAUAAUUAUUGGUAUAUAGAAGAUAAAAAUGGCCACAACCAAAAGCAAUACCGGAAGUGCGGCUGGCCGAGCGCCGCGGAAGACCGGGAAAGACGCUGCCGAACCCAUUGAUCUUAAAACUCUUGAUUUGAACUUAAGGGGUGAUAACGAAACUGAGCCUGAGCCACCGCGAAAAAGUAGUUUAGAAGUGCAGAUUGAUGAUUCCAUGUACGAGACCUUGGAUUCCACGCGCCGGAUGGUGCAGAUGCUGGAAGAGAGUAAAGAUGCCGGCAUCCGAACUCUGGUUAUGUUGGACGAACAAGGAGAACAACUGGACAGAAUAGAAGAGGGCAUGGACCAAAUUAACCAGGACAUGAAAGAAGCUGAAAAAAAUCUAACCGGCUUGGACAAAUGUUGUGGAUUAUGUGUUUGCCCAUGGAAUAAGGGGAAGAAUUUUGAAAAAGGAGCCGACUACGAUAAAACAUGGAAAGGAAAUGAUGAUGGAAAAAGUGCCGGUGGACCCAGGGUGACUGUGCCAGACGGAGGUGGUCCCUUGAUGAGCGGUCACAUGUUGACACGUAUUACAAACGAUGCCAGGGAGGAUGAAAUGGAAGAGAAUCUCGGCCAGGUGUCAACGAUGAUCAGCAAUCUGCGUAAUAUGGCCGUGGAUAUGAGCGGUGAAAUUGAGACCCAAAACCGGCAGCUGGACCGAAUAAACUUGAAAACCGAAUCCAACCAGACGCGCAUCACCGAAGCCAACAAACGAGCCGACAAACUGCUUAAGAAAGCUUAGAAAGACAAAUUUCAUCCAACGAUGUAUCGCUCCACCAACCAUGCUAAUUACCAACUCUUACUGGCAUACCGACCCGGGGAUGACCUUUCGAUCUUCAGUGUUCUUACGUUUGCUAAUUUUCGCAUAUGUGCGUUGUAUGUAAUUUUCCAUUGAAGAGAUAUAUGAAGCCGCUGCAUGCAUAUAUACUCUAUGUAUUUUGCCAGGUGAUCUCCGUAGUUUUAAUUCAGUUUCGACAUAACCGUAUGCACGUACGAUUGUCGUUUUCGGUCAGAGUAUUUCGCUGCUCGUUAAUCUGGUGGUAGACCGGAUUAACGACCACUGGCUAUAAUUCUGAUUGGUUUUUACCUGUGUUUGCGCUAGAUCAGGUGUUGUCCAUGUUGCUGUUAAAUUAAAUAAAUCAAUACGUAAUUAAA
Paramacrobiotus metropolitanus is the source of this 2209-nucleotide messenger RNA. RefSeq names its product synaptosomal-associated protein 25-like. Gene Ontology annotation, cellular component: plasma membrane; SNARE complex. The record is from RefSeq and is a predicted model, not a curated record. Gene Ontology annotation, molecular function: voltage-gated potassium channel activity; syntaxin-1 binding; SNAP receptor activity. The transcript is spliced from 6 exons. Bases 1053 to 1796 code for a protein of 247 amino acids. Lineage: Eukaryota; Metazoa; Tardigrada; Eutardigrada; Parachela; Macrobiotidae. Gene Ontology annotation, biological process: exocytosis; synaptic vesicle priming; synaptic vesicle fusion to presynaptic active zone membrane.